UGGACAACUCAGUAGUGGCCUGUCCUUUCCUGGUCCAGUCUGACUGGUGCGAGAUGGACUAAAGCCACAAAUCGUCUGGUUCUUGGUCUGGGAGUUGGAAAGAGGAUUGGGAUGGUCUCACGUGCACAUCCCUAGAGUAAUUGCAGAGAUGAGUUCAGACGAGAAGGGCAUAUCACCUGCUCAUAAAACAUCCACUCCGACCCAUAGAAGUGCCUCCUCAUCAACAUCCUCUCAGAGGGAAAGCAGGCAGAGUAUUCACAUUUUGGAGAGAACUGCUUCAUCGGGCACAGAGCCCUCUGUCAGUCGGCAAUUGCUAGAGCCGGAACCCAUCCCCCUGUCCAAGGAAGCUGACAGCUGGGAAAUUAUAGAAGGGCUGAAAAUAGGCCAAACCAAUGUCCAGAAACCAGACAGGCACGAAGGGUUUAUGCUGAAGAAAAGGAAAUGGCCUUUAAAGGGCUGGCACAAGCGCUUUUUUGUCCUGGAUAAUGGAAUGUUAAAGUAUUCAAAGGCACCACUUGAUAUUCAAAAGGGCAAGGUCCACGGGAGCAUAGAUGUGGGGCUGUCUGUCAUGUCGAUUAAAAAGAAAGCUCGGCGGAUAGACCUUGACACGGAGGAGCACAUCUAUCAUUUGAAGGUGAAAUCCCAGGACUGGUUUGACGCUUGGGUCUCCAAACUGCGCCAUCACCGCUUGUACCGUCAGAAUGAAAUUGUGCGAUCGCCAAGGGAUGCGAGUUUUCAUAUAUUCCCUGCCACUUCAACAGCCGAGUCCUCCCCAGCUGCUAAUGUUUCUGUUGUGGAUGGAAAGAUGCAGCCCAACAGUUUUCCAUGGCAGUCCCCUUUACCAUGCAGUAACAGCCUCCCUGCAACCUGCACAACGGGCCAGAGUAAAGUGGCAGCCUGGCUGCAGGACUCGGAAGAAAUGGACAGGUGUGCGGAAGAUCUUGCACACUGUCAGUCAAACCUUGUGGAACUUAGCAAGCUCCUGCAAAACCUGGAGAUACUUCAGAGGACUCAGUCAGCACCCAACUUCACUGACAUGCAGGCUAACUGUGUAGAUAUUUCAAAGAAAGACAAGCGGGUCACAAGACGCUGGAGAACAAAAAGUGUCAGCAAAGAUACAAAAAUACAACUGCAGGAAGGGCCACCUGCGAAGAGCCAGUUCAACACAACUCGGCGCCGGCAGAGGCUAGCAGCAGCAGUGGCUACAACAGUUCCACUCAGUGCCACCAUGUCACCAGUGCGUCUGCACUCCUCCAACCCCAACCUUUGUGCAGAUAUUGAGUUUCAGACCCCUCCUAGCCACCUCACCGACCCUCUGGAAAGUUCCACAGAUUAUACAAAACUACAAGAAGAAUUUUGUCUGAUCGCACAGAAAGUGCAUUCUCUUUUGAAGUCUGCAUUUAACAGCAUAGCGAUAGAGAAAGAGAAACUGAAGCAGAUGGUUUCUGAGCAAGACCACAACAAAGGCCAUAGCACACAGAUGGCCAGGCUCCGACAGUCACUGUCACAGAGUGAAGGAGCCAACAAAUCCUGGGCACUCAACCAGAAUGCUGAGCUCAGGAGUCGGCUGAACAGAAUACACUCAGAGUCUAUCAUUUGUGAUCAGGUUGUCAGUGUAAAUAUUAUCCCUAGCCCUGACGAGGCUGGUGAGCAAAUCCAUGUCAACCUCCCUCUGUCACAGCAGGUGGCCAAUGAGAGCCGCCUCUCCAUGUCAGAAUCUGUGUCAGAGUUUUUCGAUGCCCAAGAGGUGCUCCUGUCUGCAAGCUCAUCAGAGAAUGAGGCCUCCGAUGAUGAGUCCUACAUCAGCGACGUGAGUGAUAACAUAUCUGAAGACAACACCAGUGUGGCGGACAAUAUUUCUCGGCAAAUCCUGAAUGGGGAGCUCACAGGAGGUGCCUUCAGGAAUGGCCGCCGCACGUGCCUGCCUGCUCCUUGCCCUGACACCAGUAACAUUAACCUGUGGAAUAUCUUGAGGAACAACAUUGGCAAAGAUCUGUCGAAGGUCUCCAUGCCUGUGGAGCUGAACGAGCCGCUCAACACCCUGCAGCACCUCUGUGAAGAAAUGGAGUACAGCGAGCUCCUGGACAAGGCCUCAGAGACUGACGACCCCUACGAGAGGAUGGUUCUCGUUGCUGCAUUUGCAGUCUCAGGGUAUUGUUCCACCUACUUCAGAGCAGGAAGUAAACCAUUCAACCCCGUCCUGGGGGAGACAUAUGAAUGCAUACGAGAAGAUAAGGGGUUCCGGUUCUUCUCAGAACAAGUUAGCCAUCAUCCACCCAUUUCUGCCUGUCACUGUGAAUCGAAGAACUUUGUGUUCUGGCAAGAUAUCAGAUGGAAAAAUAAAUUCUGGGGGAAGUCGAUGGAAAUCCUACCUGUCGGAACCCUGAAUGUUAUGCUUCCAAAGUAUGGAGAUUACUAUGUGUGGAAUAAAGUCACCACAUGCAUCCACAAUAUCCUCAGUGGGAGAAGAUGGAUCGAGCAUUAUGGUGAAGUGACCAUUAGAAAUACCAAAAGCAGCGCUUGCAUUUGCAAACUCACAUUUGUCAAGGUGAAUUACUGGAACUCGAAUGUGAAUGAAGUCCAGGGGGUGGUGAUAGACCAGGAGGGGAAAGUGGUACACCGGCUCUUUGGGAAGUGGCAUGAAGGGCUCUACUGCGGGGUUGCUCCCUCUGCAAAGUGCAUUUGGAGACCAGGUUCUCUGCCAACCAACUAUGAGCUCUACUAUGGCUUCACGAGGUUUGCUGUGGAGCUCAACGAGUUGGAUCCUGUCAUGAAGGACCUUCUUCCUCCCACAGAUGCUCGAUUCCGGCCAGAUCAAAGAUUUUUGGAAGAAGGAAACUUAGAAGCUGCAGCAGCAGAGAAACAAAGAGUUGAGGAACUCCAGAGAUCUCGUAGACGAUACAUGGAGGAAAACAACCUUGAACAUAUACCAAAAUUUUUUAAAAAAGUUAUUGAUGCAAAUCAAAGAGAAGCCUGGGUUUCUAAUGACACCUACUGGGAGCUUCGGAAGGACCCUGGGUUUAGCAAAGUAGACAGCCCUGUUCUUUGGUAAACUGGAGAAAUAGAGCUAGCCAACACACCACACUCCGAAUGAAUAAAUAACUAUGCACAAUUAUGUUUCUUAUAGCUACGCGUGGUUUCUGGGUCGACUGAAAACCUCCCAUUUGCUUUUCUAUUCAUCUUUAUAAUGGAUUUUCAAAAGUGCAUUAGACAAGGCUCCUAACCACUUUUGGAUCCUUUCUGUUUUGCUGCAACCAUAUUCCUUAAAAAUAAAAUACAAUAAUAAAUAAAUAAAUAAAUGAAAUGAAAUGAAAUCCAUGCCCUCCUCGGAAAGCAGACCGAAAGAAGGGAGUAUAUGGUCCACAGGCAGAAGAAUUGAUCAGGAAGAUCAAACUGUAACCAACCGGUGCUUCAAGCAGAUCAGGAGGGCAUAAAAUGACAUACAAACUACGUGUUUGGUCUGCUGUUUAAAAGCCUCAUCCCCUACCUUAGGAGCUCCUGGGCUGUAGUGGUCGGUUAGUUCAGACUUGAAGUGUGUUUUUUGAUGUGGUGUGCUUGUACCAGCCUCGUCAAAAUAGACAUGAUGCUUCCGGAAACUCAUUCCAUCUUUACAACAUUGUUCAUGCCUUAAGAAUUGCAAAGAUGUACAAUAAAGCAUUUUUUUUAAUGUGUGCUCAUAGAUAUAUGUGAAGGACAGACCAUCAGAAUCCUGACAUGGAUUCACUUUCUCAGUCAGAACAUUGAUUCAGCUGAUGUAAGAGGCUUAAAUAAGGAAAAACAUAUUUUCCUUUGCUAAGUGAGUUACGGUGUGGUGAAUCUGAAGGGCGAGAGGGCUAAGGGACGGUACUCUAAGUAGAUCUCUGCAUCCAGGUUGCUCUUUAAGUUCCUGUUCAGUGUCCAGAUAAUAAACCAUCCCUCCUCCAUCUGACCUGACAGUGUGCCCCGGUACUUGGCAAUGCUGUAUUUGAUUGGGCCGCCUGUCAUCAGUUUUAAAACUUCAUUAGGAAGUAACAAACGUUUGGAGUUUCUGCCUGGGCUGGGUGGUACCAUAGAAUACUGUUUUGGAGUGGCGUACAAGGCCAUACCACACAUCCCUGACUCAUGCCCACUCCUUGCCACUGUUCAGAUUCCACAAAGAACAAAAGCUUAUUUGCAUUAUGUAAAUGGAUCCUAUGCAAAUCAUCUUCCUUUUUUAAAGUCAAGAAAUUCCAUAUGAUACAUGGCUACAUAUUAAUCAUCCAUCUUGCUAAGGGCAGAAAUAAAAAACUUAGGCCAAAAAAUGUAUCCAUUCCAAAGGUGGGGGUGGGCAAGAUUCGUUUUGAAUUCUUCAGGUUUUGUUUUUCCUCCACAGGUACAUAGAAGUUUUUGUAGGAAGCUUGCGUUGCCAUUCUUAAGUUCCUGCACGUACAUGACUAUAUAUAAAUACCUGUAUGUUUAAAAAAAUAAAUCUCCUUAGGGGGCUCUCUAGUGAAUUAGAAAAUUACAUAUAUUUUAUUGUCAGAGUUUUAUUCUUAAAGUCUCACCAUCUGAAUCCAAGUGUUAUUUUAGACUCUGCUAACAAUGUUAUUGACAUUUUAUAUUUUGUUCAGAGGCAUCGAUUUUGGUGUGAUUUCUCCUCAGCAAAGCAUUCCUAGUAAUGGCUAAUUCACCAUAAAACCCAAAGCUGCUGAGAACAUGGAGGAAAACUCAGAAUUACCACUCUAUGGAGCAGUAUUUUAGUUACGGUAAAAUUCAUCUAAGUCCUUGCAUCAGGUACACAGCUGGCACUCAUUAGAAUGGACAUUCGCUCCCCAGUAAGUUCCCUAAGUCACAGGCAGAGCUAAGCUUUGCCUUACACAGCCCUCUCCUUGCACUCACUCCUGUUUGACAUCUUAGCUGGUUUGCCUUGCAAUUGUAAAAUCUGCCACUUGUCAGGGACUACUUUUUUCUUCAUCUAACCUGAUGUCCUUUUAUCUUUGCACCUUCAGCUACGUCUAAUUUCAAUUUGAAUUAGAACUUAAUUAGAGCCCUAUUGACUUCCUCUCAGAAAUUGAUUCUCCUCCCUUGGUAAAGCUUUCAGUACAAUUUAAAAUGGGUCUCACCUGUACUUAGUACUAUUUUCCUAAACUGCCUCACAAUGGCCUAAGAAAAGAAUCCUUCAGGAGAAAAGUACAAUGAGGAGGGAUUGGGAAGGUGAGAUGAUCAAAAGAUAAUAGGGACUGUCAUUUUAACAAAUGGCAGAAGACCCAUCAGGGAAGAAACUAAUGUGCCCAGGGUUUGGGUUAUCUGAGAAGAAAGGAGAAACAAUGGAAUAGGCCUUAACUAGAUAAAUAAAUAAGUUUAGAUGGCAAAUAUGAACAGUAAAUGAUGGUCAGGUCUACCCUGAAACUUUCAUUUGGAUUUCAAGAUGAAAAUGAGAAAAUCAUCAUAUUAAUUACAGUCACAUGUUGUGGUUGUGGUACCCACCAUUUUGAAUCUGUUAUGAGAUGCAGAUUCCCUAAUUAUGACCAUCAAGUAAGCAGUUAGGCAUCAGACUCUCCUGUAACACCCGAUUAGCUCACCUCGCAGCUGAACCCUCCCUUGCGUUGGUGGAAGGGGCCCACCCCUCCUUGUCUUCACACAGUGGUUACAAAGUAAUAAUACUGUUGGAAUUUCAUUCACAUAACAUUCCUGCGAUUGAAGCUAAAUAGCAAAAAAGGUAGAAUAUUUGCUUGUUCCAAUGAUAAAAACACAAUGUAUUCCUUGAAAUUUUACAUGAACCUUUAUAUUUGUGAGGAGGGUAUUAGUUUGCUUUUCCUUACAAAGAUCUAGGAAGGCUUGGUAUAUCUGUGUUCUUCUCCCAUACUUUACUUCCAAGCUCCCUCCCCUCUGGUGAGAUGGUCUUUAGGGAAAGCAUUAGUGACAGGAGUGCUGAGGGCCUGGGCCAGACUGGACUGAUCUAUGGUACCCACCAGCAUUUUCAGAGGCUCACCGAAAACCAAUCAUUUUGAUGCUCAGUGCUGCUAACCAAGGUGCAAAUUUACUCUUCAGUGUUGCUGAUAUUUUGUUAUUUUUGAUUGCCAUUAUUUUUCAUGGAUUACUUUAAAAUACUGUCCACAAAGUCUCCAGGUAGUUGUGAAAAAUAAACUUCAUUUCAGAUAUCUUUCAGUGGUACAUGUCUGUUGUAUGCAAGAGCAGGGACCAAAUGUCAUUUUCUGACUGAGGGAAACCCAAGGGAUUUUGGGUACAAAGGAUGCUGAAUUGUCCAUUUCCCAAACCUUUUGUGCUCUGGCCUUGUGUUUUUCUGCAUGACCACUUACCAUCCCUUAGAUCCUGUCCCAAGGAGCUUGGAGAGGGAGGGAAGUUCUAUGGAAGAAAACCCAACUAACCUGUUUUGCUUAAUACUAAAGAACAUUUUUGUUACUGUCUUGUGGGUUUAAUUAUCCAUCUUGUCUAACACUGUUCUCUGUCAUCGUAGAUAAUGAAGCAUUUGUGGUAGCAGAGCUCCACAUACCAGGGCGUGUAACAGAUGUUUACACUUGGCUCAGUAUGUAAUGAAUGUGGCACAGUAAAUAAAGUUUGUGUACAAAAUAUUAGUUUAUUUCUAUGAGAGCAGUUAUGCCCAGGAUAUAUGAAAUGUAUCUAAUUAAACCAUUAUGAAUCUA
Molecule: messenger RNA, 6623 nt
Organism: Phodopus roborovskii (desert hamster)
Lineage: Eukaryota; Metazoa; Chordata; Mammalia; Rodentia; Cricetidae
Gene: Osbpl6
Product: oxysterol binding protein like 6
Exons: 25
Coding region: 149-3052 (967 amino acids)
Cellular component (GO): cytosol; intracellular membrane-bounded organelle; perinuclear endoplasmic reticulum
Molecular function (GO): cholesterol binding
Source: RefSeq, a predicted model, not a curated record